AUGAAGGUUCUCUAUGAGAUACAUGAAGGCGAGUGCGGAAACCACACAGAUGGGCAAUCAACUGCUAAGAAAGCCAUGAGGCAGAGGUAUUACUGGCCCACUAUGGAAAAGGAGCCAACGACUUCGAAAGAAGGAGGAUUGUUCAAGGAUUACUGUAAGGAGAAUGGCAUAAGGUGGAGUUUCUCUGCCGUUGUACACCCACAAGUCAAUGGGCAAGUGGAGGCCAUCAACAAGGUCCUCAAGAAGAACCUAAAAACAAAGUUAGAGAGGUUGAAGGGUGCUUGGGUCGAUGAGCUACCCAAUGUACUUUGGGCCUACAGAACCACACCACGUUCAACCACCCAUUUUGCCUUGGUGUAUGGAUGCAAGGCUGUUCUCCCAGUGGGGAUGAAGAUCAGUUCUUUCAGGGUACAAGUGUACAAGGACCAGGCUAGCCAUAUGGAAAUGGCUGAAAAUUUAGACCUAUUAGAAGAAAGAAGAGAUAGGGCACAACUGAGAUUAUCAACAUACCAACAGUGA
Messenger RNA from Humulus lupulus (European hop), 519 nucleotides. RefSeq lists its product as uncharacterized. NCBI's taxonomy places the organism in Eukaryota, Viridiplantae, Streptophyta, Magnoliopsida, Rosales, Cannabaceae. Gene Ontology annotation, molecular function: nucleic acid binding. The transcript has 2 exons. The record is from RefSeq and is a predicted model, not a curated record. The coding region runs from base 1 to 519 and encodes 172 amino acids.